AUGAUUUCCAAGCUCCGCAAUGCAUCUUGCGGGUUGCAGUCUGCCCGCCCGUUGAUGGGCAAUUCUUACCGGGUCAGCAAGCCCCGGAGCAGCUCUCUGUUCCUCAGGCGAGCCAGCAGCAAAGGGCAGCAAGAUGAUAGCGGUCUUGCCCAGUACAGCGGCGCCAAGCGCACUGUUGAUAACAGGGCCGGAUCGGAGGUAAGCACCCUGCAGUACGACGACCUCGAGGAGGGCAAAAUUAGAGAGGGAUGUGAGCCGACCGAGACCCCGAGCUCCUCAAUCCCGAGCUCCUCAACCGCGAGCUCCUCAGUCUUUCCGGCAUUUCGUCCACGGGCCGGGUUCGAGAUUCACGAUCGGACAGAGUACCACCCCGGCAUGAUAAUUCAGACCGUAUGUCACACGCCGGCAGGUCCCGGCUCUACGCACCGCGACGACGUCGUCGCGGUGACCUCCCGAGGACCCGUUUAUUCCAAGUUCCGUCGUUUCGUGGUGCUCGAGAUGCACUGGUCGCAUUUCCAAGCGCUGCCGUUGUAUACACACAACGGAACGGGCUUGAAUAACAAGCGGCAACAGCAGCACGAGUUUGUCUGUAUCCGCGACCGCGACGUGCCCAAGUCGGAGAGGGAGCCCGAGGAGGGCGUCAACGGGACCGUGUUUGGCGUCCGUCACGGCCGGGAGCCCUGCGUCGACGGGAGGACGGCUGUGAAGCUCACCGAGUCGGUGAGCUUCGUCCCCCGCUCGACGCUGGCACGCGUCGAGGGCCGGCUGGAGCACGAGUCGCUGCGGGCGCUGGCGCGCCUGGUGAGCGACUCCCGCCGCGUGUGCCUCGAGCACAUGCUACAGCAGCCGCCGGCCAAGGUUGCGGCGGAGCCCGAGGCCGAGACGGAGACGGCCAGGCUACAGCGCGAAAACGACAAGCUACGCAUGGACGCGCUCGCGAGGGGCGCGGAGGAGAUCGAGUCCCGGAUGGCCGGGUUGAGGAGCGAAAGCCACCGGCUGCGGAUGGAGGCGCUCGCGCUCCAAGCCAGGGAGCGCUCCGUCUCGACCAGCGGUGGCCGGAAGAGGGCGGACCAGCGGCGGCGGCUGAACAGGCGGUUGGGGCUGCUCGAGGCCGAGUUCACGUGGUCUCGCGCGCGGGCGUCGCCCAGAACGGUCCGAGAAGAUCAAAGUCUGAGGCUCGAAAAUUUCACUUAUAGGUCAUAG
Molecule: messenger RNA, 1203 nt
Organism: Gaeumannomyces tritici R3-111a-1
Lineage: Eukaryota; Fungi; Ascomycota; Sordariomycetes; Magnaporthales; Magnaporthaceae
Exons: 1
Coding region: 1-1203 (400 amino acids)
Source: RefSeq, a predicted model, not a curated record